Molecule: messenger RNA, 923 nt
Organism: Erythranthe guttata (spotted monkey flower)
Lineage: Eukaryota; Viridiplantae; Streptophyta; Magnoliopsida; Lamiales; Phrymaceae
Source: RefSeq, a predicted model, not a curated record
AAUUCCCUCUAUAAUAAAUGGUUAAACAUUGUUUUUUUUUUCCAGAUCAUUACCGAAAUAUUUACUUCCCUUUCGACACGGAAACCGACACCGCUCUAAGCGUUGCAACCGAAAUGGUGUCCGAAUUGGACCUAACAAACCAAGACGGGACUAAAAUAGCCGAAAUGAUCGACGGCGAAAUCGCUUCAUUAAUACCCAACUGGAAAACCGAAUUCGCCCUAGAAGACACAAAUCAUAAAUUCUGUCAUAGUUGCGCUUCGGAUAGUAGUACUUCUUACAAGCCAGCUGGCAAGAGCCUCAAAGUUCUAGAAUGUACGAAAGACGGAUGUGGGUCCGGGUCCAUACAUGGCCGGUUCGAAGAGAUCACUUACCAAGUCGAAGAUUCCCUAGUGGGCCCCACCGAUCAAGAAAAUGAAACGUUCGAUCAAUUGGCAGAAAAUAAGGAUAUAAGGCAGGAGCUGAUGUGGCUCAAGGCCAAGAUCAAAGAUAAUUCGAAAGGGUACAAGGAUGACUUUGAGCUUAAAUUGCCUCCUUUAAAUUCCGAAAUAAACGUGGUUAAUCAAAUGGUGUAUAAUUCUUGUAGUCCGGUGCACCUUGCCACAGCCAAGAAUUUCUACGCUGGUGAAUGGGUCCCAGAUUCGAUUCACCGGGCAAGUUCUUUGCCGGUUGAUUAUGCUACGGGUUUCUAGAAUUUUUUUUUCUUUUUUCGUGGAGCUCGUAAAUUGUCGAAUUUUCAAGUGGAAAAGUUGCUCAUGAUCAAGUUCACUUGGAUUUGAUAUGAGUGGAUGUAUAUUGCAAUCUAAUUUUAUAUAGCAAAAACAGUAUAGAAAAAGGUGGCAUUUUCUUGUAUUAUAUCUUGUGGAGCAAAUGUAUACAUUCAUCUUGUAAUAAGAGAUUUCAUUUUCAAGUAUUUGGACAUCUAC